Molecule: messenger RNA, 3700 nt
Organism: Prosopis cineraria
Lineage: Eukaryota; Viridiplantae; Streptophyta; Magnoliopsida; Fabales; Fabaceae
Product: tyrosine-sulfated glycopeptide receptor 1-like
Exons: 1
Coding region: 205-3567 (1120 amino acids)
Biological process (GO): protein phosphorylation
Molecular function (GO): protein kinase activity; ATP binding; protein binding
Source: RefSeq, a predicted model, not a curated record
ACCACCAUUCUCCCGCUUAGCUUCCUGUUUCAGGGCCAAUGGAUGGAGCGCUCCGAUGCAACAGUCCCCAACACCCCAAACUGCUCUUACCAGACUGAUCAAUAGCAGUCCCCAUAUAUCCCCCAUUCUUUCCAUCUUUAUCUGCCCCAUCACCUUCAUCAGCGUUUUCAAGGCAAAAAGAUCCCCAUGACAUAAUCUAUCCUGAUGACACACAGAUAUCCCAGACAAAUGCCACCCCCAUCAACAUCAUCAACAAGAAGACUCUCUGCCUCCCUUUCAUCUUCCAUAAUUAUGGUUCUGAGAUUAGUGGCCUUUCUCAUCGUACCGUUAGUUCUGUCUUGCCUCGUUGUCAGUGUCUCCUCCUCCUGUACCCAAUUGGAUAACGAGUCUCUCUUGGCCUUCUCCAGUAAUAUAUCCACGCUUUCCUCUCACCCUCCACUUAAUUGGUCUGCUUCCGUUGAUUGCUGCUCUUGGGAAGGCAUUCUUUGUGACAAGGGAGAUAAGGAUAAUGGGGAUCAGCGAGUAAUUGGCUUAUUGCUUCCAUCCAGAGGUCUCGCCGGUUCUAUAUCCCCUGCUCUCACUAACCUCACUGGCCUGUCUCAGCUCAAUCUCUCCCACAAUCGACUUUCUAGUAAUCUCCCAACCCAAUUCUUCACACUCCUUAAUCACCUGCAGAUUCUUGAUUUGAGCUACAAUCGUCUUUCCGAUGAAUUGCCAGCAUCUGAUCUUAAUAAUAACAAAACCAGUAGUAUUAUCCAGGAGCUUGAUUUGUCUAGCAAUCUAUUUCAAGGAACACUCCCUUCUUCUUUCCUUCAGUACCUUGAAGCUGCAGCUGCAGCAGGGACCUUGACAUCUUUUAAUGUUAGUAACAAUAGCUUCACAGGUCAAAUUCCCACUUCUCAACUUUGCGUUAAUGAAAGCCUCAGAUUCUUGGACCUUUCCUACAAUGAUUUCAACGGUUCAAUUCAAUCUGGCUGGGGAGCAUGUUCCAAACUCGAGAUUUUCCGAGCGGGUUUCAAUUUUCUCACUGGGCCUCUUCCUUGUGAUCUUUUUGAUGCUGUUUCCCUCAGAAAGAUUUCCUUUCCCCUCAAUAAACUCUCUGGAAAUAUUGAUGAUGGAAUUGGUAGCCUUACUAACCUCACAGUCCUGGAGCUCUACUCCAAUGACUUCAGAGGAUCCAUACCACGAGAUAUUGGUAAGCUAUCCAAGCUGGAAAAGCUACUGCUUCAGACAAAUAAUUUGACAGGUACUUUACCCCCAUCUCUGGCGAACUGUGUCAAUCUUGUCCAGUUAAAUUUAAGGGUCAACCUCUUGGAGGGGAAUCUUGCAGACUUUAAUUUCUCAGGAUUCCAGCGGCUUACUACUCUUGAUCUUGGCAACAAUAAUUUUACAGGCAAUUUACCAACAACCCUUUAUGCAUGCAAAUCACUUGCUGCAUUAAGGCUGGCAUCUAAUCAGCUUGCGGGACAGAUCACCCCAGACAUCCUUGGACUUGAGUCUCUGUCUUUCCUAUCAAUAUCUACCAACUACCUAAGAAAUUUCACAGGAGCUAUGAAGAUACUCACCGGCCUCAAGAACCUUAGUAGCCUUGUCCUUGCAAAAAAUUUUUAUAAUGAAACCAUCCCAUAUGAUGAGAACUUAGUCGGCCGAGAUGAAUUUCAAAAACUCCAAGUUCUAGCCUUGGGUGGUUGUAAUUUCACAGGUCAAAUACCGGGCUGGCUUGCAAGGCUUAGGACGCUCGAGGUCAUUGAUCUGUCCUAUAAUCUCAUCACUGGUUCAAUUCCUCCUUGGUUGAGCACACUUCCGCAGCUAUUCUACAUAGACUUGUCGCAUAACCACCUUACAGGAAUAUUUCCCAGGGAACUCACAGGAAUUCCAGCAUUAACAUCACAAGAGGCAAAUGAUAGAAUAGUAAGGUCUUACAUGGAGUUACCUGUCUUCAUUGUGCCAAAGAGUGCUUCCCAGCUGCAGUAUAAUCGGCUUUCCAACCUACCACCAGCAAUAUAUCUGAGAAACAAUAGUCUCCGCGGGAAUAUUCCCAUGGAGAUUGGCCUAAUGAAAGUCUUGCAUCAGCUGGAUCUGGGCAAUAACAACUUCUCUGGCAGUAUUCCAGUUCAAAUUUCUAACCUGACUAAUUUAGAGAAGUUAGACCUCUCAGGGAACCGACUAUCUGGUGAAAUUCCUGCUUCACUCAAAAGCCUUCAUUUCUUGUCAUUUUUCACUGUGGCAAGAAACGAUCUUCAAGGAGAGAUACCAAUAGGUGGCCAAUUUGAUACUUUCCCUCCUUCCAGCUUUGCAGGAAACCCAAAAUUAUGUGGUUCACCUAUUCAACGCUCUUGUCACAGUCCACCAGGUGAUAGCACAACCUUGAACAAAAAGAGAACCUUGAACAAAGGUAAAGUAAUUGGAAUUGUCAUUGCAGUUAGCUUUGCUGCCAUUAGUAUCAUCAUUGUGUUCACAAUCUGGAUACUUUUCAAGAGGAGGGUCAAUCCAAGAGGAGAUACUGAUAAGAUUGAACAAGAAUCAACUUUUGCGGACUAUAACAAUGGUUUUCAUCCUAAAAUAGACAAGAACGCUAGCCCAGUGGUAUUGUUCCCCAAUAAAACAAAUGAAAUCAAAGAUCUUACUAUAUCUGAGAUCUUGAAAGCCACUGAAAAUUUCAGUCUAGCCAACAUUAUAGGAUCUGAGCAUUUUGGUUUAGUUUAUAGAGCGAUCUUACCAGAUGGAAAUAAACUAGCCAUUAAGAAACUUAUAGGAGAAUUGGGGCUUACGGGAAAGGAAUUUAAAGCAGAGGUAGAGGCUUUGUCAACAGCCCAACACAAGAAUCUGGUUGCUUUGCAAGGUUAUUGUGUGCAUGAUAGCUUUCGGCUUCUCAUGUAUACUUACAUGGAAAAUGGAAGCCUAGAUUAUUGGUUGCAUGAGAAGGCUGACACUACAUUUCAACUUGAUUGGCCUACUCGAGUGAAGAUAGCACGGGGUGUGAGUUGUGGGUUGGCUUACAUGCAUCACACAUGUGUGCCACACAUCGUACAUGGCAAUAUAAAGUCAAGCAAUAUCCUCCUUAAUGAAAAUUUUGAAGCAAUCAUUGCUGAUUUUGGGUUAUCCCGGUUGAUACUUCCUUAUCACACUCAUGUUACAACUGAACUUUUAGGUACAUUAGGUUAUAUUCCACCUGAGUAUGGACAAGCAUCUGGGGCCACUCUUCAGGGAGAUGUGUAUAGCUUUGGGGUUUUCAUGCUUGAGUUGCUCACUGGGAAGAGGCCUCUUGACAUGUGCAAGACAAAAAUGUCAAUGGGACUGGUUCUUUGGACGCAACAAAUGAGGAGUGAUGGAAAACAAGAUCAAGUCUUUGACCCACUUCUAAGAGGAAAGGGCUUUGAAGAGGAGUUGCUGAAGGUGCUUGAUGUCGCCUGCAUGUGUGUCAGCCAGAAUCCUUUCAAGAGACCAAGCAUGAGAGAAGUUGUUGAUUGGUUGAAGAAUGCAGGAUCAGCCGAGCAACACCAGAAUGAAGACAAGAGAAAUGUCUGUUCUUCAACAUAUUUUCACAAUACAUACGCACACCUAUGACAAACUUUUUGCACUUUUAUAAUUUUAAUUUUCAGCCAUGUAACUGAUGACUCCCAUGUGCCGAAUGUUUGCUGCAGUUAUCAAACUUUAAAGAAUCAGUAGUAUAUUAUUCAAUCCAUAAUUAAUUUGAUAA